This is a messenger RNA of Coffea eugenioides, 1182 nucleotides long. RefSeq names its product protein LIGHT-DEPENDENT SHORT HYPOCOTYLS 1-like. The record is from RefSeq and is a predicted model, not a curated record. Gene Ontology annotation, biological process: response to light stimulus; mRNA transcription. The transcript has a single exon. Gene Ontology annotation, cellular component: nucleus. NCBI's taxonomy places the organism in Eukaryota, Viridiplantae, Streptophyta, Magnoliopsida, Gentianales, Rubiaceae. The coding region runs from base 396 to 1004 and encodes 202 amino acids.
UUCUCUGCAAAGUUAAUCAUUUUAUCCUCACCUGACUUGUCCUCGUCCACCUUCUUCCCGAUUCGCGUUUGUCCCCAUUUUUUUACUCAAGAAAAUGCAGCUCCCAUGCUAAAUUAAGUAGUAGCAGUACUUGUAUCAUCUAUUGCUUGUUCAACAUUCUACUUUUCCAACCCCACUUUCACCUAAAAAGACUUCUCUCUUACUCACAUCUAUCUUACUUGUGCACACAAGCCCACACAUUAUUAUUAUUUCUGAUAAUCAACCUAAGAGGAAAAACAAGUAAUCAACCUAAAGGAAAAACAAAAACAGGAAACCAAGUACUAGCUUGCAGUCCAAAACCCUAAACCAGAAAAGGAAAAAAAAAAGUUACCAGAUCCUGCAGCAACAUUGCUUCGAUGGAUUUUAUCACUACACCAGUGCCAGGCAUUCCAAUUUCUGGAAACAUCAAGUGUGGUAGCACCAACAACCAGCUGAUUUCAAACUGCUUGACAAUGUCACCCGGGUCAUCUCCUGCUCCUGCUCCUCUGCCUCCUCUGAGCCGUUACGAAAAUCAGAAGCGCCGGGACUGGAACACAUUUUGCCAAUACUUAAGAAACCACAGGCCUCCACUGGCAGUUCCACUGUGCAGCAGUUCUCAUGUUCUUGAAUUUCUUCGGUACCUUGACCAGUUCGGCAAGACUAAAGUGCACAACCAAGCAUGCCCUUUUUUCGGCAUCCCAAACCCUCCUGCACCCUGCCCUUGCCCUCUCAGGCAAGCCUGGGGAAGCCUGGAUGCCCUCAUUGGCCGCCUUCGAGCUGCUUAUGAAGAACAUGGCGGUCUUCCCGAAGCAAACCCUUUUGGUGCUAGAGCUGUCAGGCUUUUCUUGAGGGAUGUUCGUGAUUUUCAGUCCAAGUCUAGAGGGAUCAGUUAUGAGAAGAAGAGAAAAAGAGCAAAGCAGCAGGUAGCUAUCAAAUCUCCUGCGGGUGCAACUCUGCCUUGUGGAGAAACAAAUGCUAUGAUUUAGUACUACUGGUUAUUUGCUUGACUUUGGGAGCAUUAAUUACUCGUCAGUAGUAGUAUAAAAGAAACUUAAUUUGGAAAAUGAGCACACAGAUUGAUAUACCAUGAAUCUUUGUUAUAGUGUGUAUUUGCUGCUUUAGUUAUAAGCUUAUAGUAGCUGAAUAAUCAGGUUUCCUUUUUUA